AUGUCGGUUCUACGCCAGCCACCCUCGAGUACGCGGUCUGUACCGCGUCUCCUUCCCCUGACGUUGACGAAUCCCUCGAUGGUGGCUCAGCACACCCCCUGCACGAUGCAUUUAUCUAUAUUACCACCAGAGCUUGCAUGCAAACUAUUCUAUUCUAUGCUCGAUCUGUCGCGAUCUUGGAAAAGGAAUAAAUGGUGGCUAUUUGAUCGUGUCGUUGAGAGCCCUCACCGCACAUCAUUCUAUGCUCGAAAGACAGAUGGUGUGGAGUCUGAUAAGUCGUGGCAGGAGGCCGCGCAAUAUUGGUAUAAUGGUCGACAAACAGACCCACCUGAUGUCUUUCCUGAUGCAAUGGAAGAAGCCUGCUUGUAUGUAGAAAAUAUGGUCAACAGAGAGAUGCAGAAGCGACCCCGCCUCCCGCUUGAAUGGGCAGGUAGGGGCUCCGAAGGUCAAAUCUGGCGUGCCAAUGUAGCCGCAUCAAAUUGUUACGAGGGCACAAAGGACAGCGUUGGAUUUCACUCAGACCACUUAACAUAUCUAGGACCUUAUCCAACUAUUGCUUCACUGAGCCUCGGGACGACGAGAAUCUUUCGCCUUCGGGAGGUCGUACCAAGCGAAGAAAUCCACUCACGGAAGGCACAAACAUUCAACAUUCCUUUACCUCAUAACUCUUUGGUCAUCAUGCAUGCCAGCACCCAGGAAAAGUUCAAGCAUUCAGUCCCCCCUCAAUCUACACUUGACCUCUAUCGACCUCUCUUACCUCACCAUUCUGGCCUGGAAUAUCCAUCAGAACCAUCCAAUUGUCGUAUCAAUAUAACCUUCCGGUUCUAUCGGCCAGACUUCAGGCCGCAAAGCAUCCCGCGUUGCAAUUGCGGCAUACCAACAAUUUUGCGUCCAGACAUGAAAAAUAGACAUGACGGUCGGACGGACCAAUACUGGUGGACAUGCUAUGCUGGCACGCAGAAUGAAGGAAAAGGGUGCUCGUUUUGGCGGGUCAUGGACAUGAAGGCCGAGGGUCGAGGGCCGACCAUUUCUGAUGUAGGGAGCAAGGAACGGUAA
Messenger RNA from Suillus subalutaceus, 1056 nucleotides. RefSeq lists its product as uncharacterized. The record is from RefSeq and is a predicted model, not a curated record. Gene Ontology annotation, molecular function: dioxygenase activity. The coding region runs from base 1 to 1056 and encodes 351 amino acids. NCBI's taxonomy places the organism in Eukaryota, Fungi, Basidiomycota, Agaricomycetes, Boletales, Suillaceae. Gene Ontology annotation, biological process: DNA alkylation repair; DNA repair. The transcript is spliced from 4 exons. Gene Ontology annotation, cellular component: nucleus.